This is a messenger RNA of Fulmarus glacialis (Northern fulmar), 1528 nucleotides long. RefSeq names its product exostosin glycosyltransferase 2 (gene EXT2). Gene Ontology annotation, cellular component: Golgi apparatus; membrane. The annotation marks the transcript as partial. Lineage: Eukaryota; Metazoa; Chordata; Aves; Procellariiformes; Procellariidae. The transcript has 8 exons. The record is from RefSeq and is a predicted model, not a curated record. Gene Ontology annotation, molecular function: N-acetylglucosaminyl-proteoglycan 4-beta-glucuronosyltransferase activity; acetylglucosaminyltransferase activity.
AAGAGAUAAUUGAUUCCAUUAUGUGUGCGUCGGCCAAAUAUAACACCCGGGGUCCAGCCCUCAUCCCAAGGAUGAAAACCAAGCAUCGCAUCUACUACAUCACUCUCUUUUCCAUAGUUCUGCUUGGCCUAAUUGCCACAGGAAUGUUCCAGUUCUGGCCUCACUCCAUUGAGUCAUCCAGUGACUGGACCGUUGAAAAACGCAGUGUCCAUGAUGUGCCUGUGGUCAAGCUUCCCGCCGAUAGCCCCAUUCCUGAGCGGGGAGACCUCAGCUGCAGGAUGCACACCUGCUUCGACGUCUAUCGAUGUGGCUUCAAUCCCAAAAACAAAAUCAAGGUAUACAUCUACUCACUGAAAAAGUAUGUGGAUGAAUAUGGCACGUCAGUGAGCAACACCAUUUCCAGGGAAUACAAUGAGCUGCUAACUGCCAUCUCUGACAGCGAAUUCUACACUGACGAUGUCAACCGGGCCUGCCUUUUUGUGCCAUCCGUAGAUGUCCUCAAUCAGAACGCGCUCCGUAUCAAGGAGACAGCUCAGGCUUUGGCACAGUUAUCCAGGUGGGAUCGAGGUACAAAUCACUUGCUCUUCAAUAUGCUGCCUGGAGGGCCACCGGAUUAUAACACUGCCCUAGAUGUUCCUAGAGAUAGAGCUCUGCUGGCUGGUGGAGGCUUUUCCACAUGGACUUACCGGCAAGGCUACGAUGUCAGUAUUCCUGUUUACAGCCCUUUGUCGGGAGAAGUGGAUCUGCCAGAAAGAGGACCGGGUCCUCGCAGGUAUUUCAUUCUGUCAUCUCAGAUGGCUCUGCACCCAGAAUACCGGUCUGAGUUGGAAGCUCUUCAAGCUGAGAACGGGGAAUCAGUGUUGAUCCUAGACAAAUGUACAAAUCUGUCAGAUGGGGUCCCUGCUGUUCGCAAACGUUGUCACAAGAAUCAAGUCUUUGAUUAUCCUCAAGUGCUUCAGGAGUCUACGUUCUGUGUAGUUCUACGUGGAGCCCGCCUGGGACAGGCUGUGCUAAGCGAUGUUCUUCAAGCUGGCUGUGUCCCAGUCAUCAUUGCCGACUCCUACAUUUUACCUUUCUCUGAGGUUCUGGACUGGAAGAGGGCCUCUGUUGUCAUCCCUGAAGAAAAGAUGCCUGAAAUGUACAGUAUUCUGCAAAGUGUCCCCCAGCGACAGAUUGAAGAGAUGCAAAGACAGGCAAGGUGGUUCUGGGAAGCAUAUUUUCAAUCAAUGAAAGCAAUUGCUCUUGCUACUCUUCAGAUUAUCAAUGAUAGAAUUUACCCAUAUGCUGCCAUUUCUUACGAAGAAUGGAAUGAUCCCCCAGCUGUGAAGUGGAGCAGUGUGAGCAACCCACUCUUCCUUCCACUGAUCCCACCUCAGUCCCAAGGUUUCACAGCCAUAGUUCUGACCUAUGACCGGGUGGAGAGCCUUUUCCGAGUCAUCACGGAGGUGUCUAAAGUGCCUAGUCUAUCCAAAUUGUUAGUUGUCUGGAACAACCAGAAUAAGAAUCCGCCGGAAGGUAAGACCCCAUG